AAUGGCGCUCCCCGUGGUUAUGUUUUGAUCUUAAGGUUAAUAACAUACGCAAUCGCGACGUGUGGUACUAGUGUGCAGCAGUGCAGCUAGUGUGUGUGGAUGGUGGAAUGUGUAAACCUAUAUAACCUGCCUUGGGAAUUGACGUUAUAUCAUUAUUAUACUCUUUGGUAGAGUCUCUUGAAAAAUGAGGCCUUCAUAUACAGUGUCGUAAUGUUAUGUUGGUCAAGGCAGUUGGAAUUGCGACAUUUGAUUUGGUCGCGUUUUUCUCAUUAACCAGAGAUGGCAGGUUCACAGCAUUCUUAUCCAACGGGAUUUCCUAAUUCCCAACAAGGUGCUUUAAGAAGUCAAUUCGGUACCGGUCCACCUAUCGGUGGUUUGUUGGGUUCUGUUCAACAGACAGGAAUGGUUGGACAGCAAGCUUAUGGGGUUGCAAUGCAGCCCAAUGCCCAGCAGUCUCUUGUUCAACAACAGCAGCAGCAACAAAAUCAGCAGCUGCAGAUGCAGCAGCAGCAACAACUGCAACAGCAGCAAAUGCAUCAAUUACAACAACAGCAGGCAGUUGCCCAGCAGCAGCAAGUGAACCAAAGCAACCAGCAACAGCAGCAACAGCAACAACAGAGCGUCCAGCAGCAAAGCCAGUCCCAGCAGCAGCAGCCUGCGCAGAACAAAGAGCUCAACACUGCGUCCCUCUGCCGCUACGGUCAGGAAACUGUUCAAGAUAUUGUUUCCCGAACACAGGAAGUAUUUCAGACUCUAAAAAUCAUUCAGAGCUUGAUUCCAUUAAAAGAAGAAUGGGAUAUGAAAUCAGAUGAGAAAAAAACCUCUGAGUCAUACCGACUGGCCUGCGAUGAAAGCAAAGAAAUUAUGGAGCAAGUGAUCUUGAAAAACCGCCAUCUUAAGGAAAUUAUUGAUCAUCUCCGAAGAAUAAUAUGGGAAAUAAACACGAUGUUAACAAUGAGGCGAUCUUAAGAUGUGACUAAGAGUGAUUUGAUAAUGAGGAAAGAUGUAACAUCCAUUUUGAUUUAAGAAUGUUUUGAUAUAUUUCGUACAAAGUAAACAAAAAAGUAUAUCUCUACUUCUUAAUGCUGUACUAUGUACUUAUUUAAUAACAAUUUAGUGCAUGGUACAAAAGUAUUUAUUAUUAGUAAAAAGGUUGAUUGAUGUUGGUUCUCUGAAGGAAAGUAUUUCAACGAGCCAGAUGUUUUGUAUUUUAAUGAAGAGUUUUUCAUUCUUCAUUAUUUUACAUGUUGCAUGAAAAAUUGACCAUGUUAUGGAUUAAACCGUGACUAUGUAAAGAAUAUGUUUUGUUUGUGAGUAUGUACACACGUAUGUAUGCAUAUACACAAUGGUUGAAUGUUAUGAAAUUCAGGAAUAUCAGAUUGCUUCCAUUGUAGAUUUAAGGAAGUAGAAAACCAUAUAUACCAUGUAAAUUAGUUAUUGCAAAUGAAAUCAAUACUUGUGUACAUUCAUUUUUUUUUUAGUUUAUAAUGUUAAUUAUUAAAAAGUGAAAGAAAUAAGACAAAACAAUGUGUUUAGUGUUGGGUAAUACUGUUACAUCAACUACUGUUUUUAUAAAUAAAAUCCUGGAAUAACCUGUUUUGCAACAGGUUUACAAAUCAAAUGAAAAUAUUAAGUUAUUUUUCUUCUUAGUUUGCAAAUGUGUGUCAACUCAAUUUUCCACUAGUUGCCUAAAUCCUACAAAGCAAUGAAAUGCUCAAAUUUUGAGAUUGUGAAUUUGAGGAAAUUCCAAAUAUGUAAACAAUUUUGCAUGUAUAUUUCACUUUUCUUAUGUGUAAAUGUUGACCAAGAAAUUCUGUUUCCUUUUGAUUCUGUUCAUACGUUUGAAAAUGAAGUGAUGAUCUCUUCAGUGUUUGUGACUAGUUUUUUAGAUUAAUAGCGUCAUUGUGGAAUAAUUAGAAUUUAAAUAAGGGGAAAACAUUGAAUAUAAAAUGUUUCAUCUUUUAUUAAAAUUGUCUGAUGGGUUAUUAAGAAUGUUGGAAUAUGUUUUGAUAUACUUUAACAUUUAAAGAUUAAAAUGAAUAUUAUGAUGUAGAACUUGUUCUUGAAAUCCAGUAAGAUUUCAGAAGCGAUGUUUUUAUUUAUUAAAUAUUGUAUUUUCUGCUAUGUGGAUAGUAUUUAUUUUCUGUUUGGUGUUCGUUGAUUGAAUACUUUUGUUGCCUUGAUAUAUAUAAUUUGUAAUGUACAAAAUGUAGUGUACAAUAAACUUCAUACUUUGAUAAGGAAAUUUCUCAUUGUUGUCAUUGUUGUUUUAUA
Gryllus bimaculatus (two-spotted cricket) is the source of this 2274-nucleotide messenger RNA. Lineage: Eukaryota; Metazoa; Arthropoda; Insecta; Orthoptera; Gryllidae. The record is from the annotation of a GenBank genome assembly.